GUGGCGGUGGCAGCGGCAAUAGAAGCUGCGCUGCGUGUGAAAGACGAAUUUGGUAGCAAAAAUUGUUGGGCUAUAUUCAGUUAAGAUGUGCAUUUCCAGCGGUGCGAACGUGUCGCGGACGCGUCAGCUGGCCGAGUAGCCAAAAGUACUUCAAAAUAAAAGUACCAAAGUAGCCAAAAGAACGGGCAACAGUUCCCAGCGCAAUCAGUUGAGCCAAGUUAUGCACACGCCCGAUUGAAUUGACUAAAAAUUCGUUGCGCGCGUUCAGCUUGUAAAUAAACAAAAAAAAGAAUAAUAGCCGGCUGAUCGAAAUAAGUGAAUGAGUAACAAAAGAUACAAAAACGAUUCGUUGCCAUCAAAUUAAAUGAAAUCGAAUCAAUUUACAAACUGUUGAUCGAAAACCGCGAGUGUGCAAAAAGGGCAAAUCAACAACAAAACAAAAACUAAGUGCGAAGCGAAGUCCAAAGUGAGGAGGGACGAGACAGUGGACGCUAUGUGAAUAAUUGUUUGCCAGCCGUUCGAGCAGAUCGAUGAGAUCCAGAUCAAGAUCGAGAUUCAGAUCGUGGGGAUCAUAUGCCGCCAAGGCGAUGAGCCCCAAUUGUAAAUAGUCAACACACAUAAUUAGCGGGCAGUCUUUUUCUAUUUGUAUUCGUGUAUAUCGUAUAUCUAUGUAUGUUAUGUGAUUCUCUACCUAUCUAUCUGUCUAGAUAUCUACUAUAUAUGAAUGUAUGUGUAUACGUAUGUAUGUGUUGUUUUAUUCAACCAUAUACAUAAUUAAUUAAAAAGUCGCGCGCGCGUUUCGUUCGACGUGAUCGAUGCAAGCGUAAAGAAAAAUUUAAAAUAAUAAAUAAAUAAACGCGCACCACGCACAUAGCAACAACCACAACAAAAAAAAACACAAGUUUCGGUGCAAAACGGGUAAAACAUAAUCGAAUAAUUUGCGAAUCGCAAAACUAUGCUUAGGCAUUAUUAGAUAAAUUGUUAGAUUUAAUUGGGUGUUAGCGGAAACACACUCUGAAUACAAUUCACACUCACUCACUACGCGCAAAAGGAAUUCGAAAUUGCCGGCCGCAUUUUCCCCAACAUUUUCCCAACCAACAAAAAAAAAACGAAAAGAAUUUUAUUAUAAAUAUCUCUAAGCGAAAGCUAAACUGAGUGCGCCAGCAUGGGACCAAUCAAACGAUAGACAGAGAUAGAAUCAAAUUAAAAACAACAAUAAAAAUAACUACACCAAGAUGGACUACGCCAAGGUGGAGGCAAGCAUCAACACGGGCAACAUCAGCACCGAUGAUUUCCUCGCCGUCUUCACAAGUGGCACAACAACAACCACAGCUGCCACACUGGCGGCAGCUGCCAUUGGCAGCACUAUCUCCAGCUCCAGCUCCAGUUCAAGUGGCACCCUCAAUCCGCCCCUGGUGACAGUCGAUGGUCAAGUGCAGCUGCCGAAUCUGCUGGAUUUGCAGUCGCCGGUGAAUGACACGAUCUACCUGCUCAAUGGCAGCUUCUACAACAACAGUCUCCAGCUGGCGGGCAGCUAUUACAAUCAGACGACGGGUAACCAGAGCAGCGGACUCGGUGGCUUACUGGGGAAUAGCAGCAAUGCCACCGAGGUGCAUUGGGAUGGACGUUAUCCCAGUGGUUAUACGUUGACGCACAUUGUGAUUGCAUCGAUCAUUGUGACCAUACUGAUGAUCAUCAUUGUGGUGGGCAACAUGCUGGUGAUCAUUGCCAUUGCCACCGAGAAAUCGCUGAAGAACAUACAGAACUGGUUCAUUGCCUCGUUGGCCGUCGCCGAUUUCUUUCUGGGAUUGAUCAUUAUGCCCUUCUCGCUGGCCAAUGAGCUGAUGGGCUAUUGGAUCUUUGGCAGCUGGUGGUGUGACAUUCAUUCGGCCAUGGAUGUGCUGCUGUGCACCGCGUCCAUUAUGAAUCUGUGCCUCAUCUCGCUGGAUCGCUACUGGAGCAUCACAAAGGCCGUCGACUAUCUGAAAUCCCGUACACCCGCCCGUGCCGCUGUCAUGAUUACGGCUGUGUGGAUUAUGUCCGCGCUCAUCUGUAUUCCGCCGCUGCUCGGCUGGAAGGUCAAGAUGCCCGAGGGUGAUCUGCCAAAGUGCGAGCUAAGCGAGGACAUUGGCUACGUGCUCUAUUCGGCGCUCGGCUCCUUCUACAUACCCAGCUGCAUUAUGGUAUUUGUGUACAUACGAAUUUACUUUGCCGCCAAGGCGCGGGCGAGACGCGGCAUUAAAAAACAUCCGCGUAAAACAAACAACGAACAGGUUACGAGCUUCACCACCGCCAACAAGAAAGGAACAAUACCGAUGCCAUCCUCCAGCGGCGCAACGCAGCUGCAGCUGCAUCAGCAGCGACAGAUAGCCACCAUUGAGACACCACCGAACAGCGCGACGUUACCUAUGCAAAUACCGACGGUAACUAUGGAUCUUGCCUCCGAUAUAUCCACCUCGGAAGCGGGCGAACUCGAAGCUGUUGCAGCCCAGGCUGCAGCACUCGCCUAUGCCAAUCCCAAUCAAUGCCUGAUAAAUGCAAAUGCGGCUGCAUCCGCAGCGAGCAGUGUGCCCAGCUCACCGAAAGAAACGCUGCAGGUCAGCACGAUUGCAACGGGUCGCGGUGUUGGCCUCAAUGUGCCCGUGCCGCCGUCCAUGGGCAGCAGCAACUCUAUCAAUGUGCUGAAUAACAACAACGGCAGCGUGGCCACCGAUGUUGCUGUCAACACCACGGGCAAUGCGACCGUGGCGAAUAACAACAGUGGGGUAGCCAGUGGCGGCAAUGCGGCGGUGGCAACUAGCAAUGAGUUGCGCGUCUCGCCGAUUGCCGGACGAUGCCGGGCGUUGUCGGUGGGCAUCGAUACGGAUAUGGUGAGUGAAUUCGAUCCUUCCAGCUCGGACUCGGGCGUGGUUAGUCGCUGUGCGGUAGUCAAACCGCUCAAGUUUCGCCUUUGCCAGCCCAUCUUUGGUCGCAAAUCGAACCAGCAGCGACGCAACGAGUCCAAGGCCGCCACAGUUGCGGCCAAAAACAGCGCAGCCGCUGCGGCAGCCAAGAGCAAGGAGCUGGCGGCCAAAACGGAACUGGAGCCGGCCAUACCGAAAACGCCGAAACCGAGGGAUCCCGAGAAGGAGAAGCGACGCAUUGCGCGCAAGAAGGAGAAGCGAGCGACGUUGAUAUUGGGUCUAAUCAUGGGCAGUUUUAUUGCCUGCUGGCUGCCGUUCUUCUUUCUAUACAUUUUGGUGCCCGCUUGUAGCAGUCAUUGCAAUAUACCGGAGUCGGCGUUUGCGAUUGCAUUCUGGUUGGGCUACAUGAAUUCGGCGCUCAAUCCGGCCAUCUAUACCAUCUUCAACAAGGACUUCCGGCGCGCCUUCCGACGCAUCCUGUUCAAGUGAUGUUUGGCCUAUGUGUGCUGUUACAGGUGCGUUUAUGCGAGCAUCGAGAAGGCUACCGAACGUGCCAUGGGCAGCACACCCAUGGGCUAUGGGCAUGGCAUGUAUCAGCAUUACAGGCGUUAGAUUUGCUUCGUUUACACCGACUUCUGCUUCUACUCUUUCAACUUUUCAGUUCAUUUUCGUUCGUAUUUGUGUUGUGUUUACAGUUAGUUAGUUAGCAUUUCUUGGCAUUUCUUUUUAUUUCCCUUGAAAAGUAACGAACAUUGUAGCUCAUUUCAAAAGCAAUGAACGGCUGUGAAUUUGAUGGAAUCUCUCAAUUUCAGUUUACGCGUUUUUUAGUUGCAUUUCUAAGGCUCUCCUCGAACCACGAAACGUACACAUACCC
Drosophila albomicans is the source of this 3777-nucleotide messenger RNA. It is a transcript of the gene Octalpha2R, whose product is annotated as alpha-2Db adrenergic receptor. The record is from RefSeq and is a predicted model, not a curated record. NCBI's taxonomy places the organism in Eukaryota, Metazoa, Arthropoda, Insecta, Diptera, Drosophilidae. The transcript is spliced from 3 exons. Gene Ontology annotation, cellular component: membrane. Gene Ontology annotation, biological process: adenylate cyclase-activating adrenergic receptor signaling pathway. Bases 1236 to 3392 code for a protein of 718 amino acids. Gene Ontology annotation, molecular function: G protein-coupled amine receptor activity.